This is a messenger RNA of Anopheles aquasalis, 983 nucleotides long. It is a transcript of the gene pasi1, whose product is annotated as septate junction component pasiflora 1. Gene Ontology annotation, cellular component: plasma membrane. Gene Ontology annotation, biological process: septate junction assembly; establishment of glial blood-brain barrier; regulation of tube length, open tracheal system. The record is from RefSeq and is a predicted model, not a curated record. NCBI's taxonomy places the organism in Eukaryota, Metazoa, Arthropoda, Insecta, Diptera, Culicidae.
UUGCGUUGUUGCGUCUGUCCGCCUUAACAACAAUUCUUUUCUGUUCUGUUGCUAUUUAGGUUCUUUUCUGAUACGAAAAUCGAUACAAAAUUAUCAUUCCAUUGCCGCCCACCUGGUUUCGUUGGUGAUACGAAUAAGCAGAACGCGUUGAAACUCGCAGAAACCGCAUCACGAUGGUUUGGCUCGAAUCAUGUUGGUCCCCCUGUAUCUGGACAAAUUCCGUAAAAACGGGAAGCUACGCCGUGGCUGCUUACACGGUCGCUGGGAGUAUCGUUUUGAUUACGAUGAUAAGCUACAUGCUGCUCGGGGGUGACUCUUCGCAGCUUUACUCACCAUUGUUCGAAACGGACAUUCGUGAUUCGAUGCAAAUAGUGGGAGGAUUCUUCAUCUUCUACCUGGUGCUGAUGAUCCUGUCUGCGGGUGGCAUUUGCUACGCGUUGAAAACUACCACACGCGGCUGGAUGCUUCCGUGGCUGUUCCUUUUCGGAAUAGCCAUUUUGUUUCAAUUCGUUUUCGGAUUGUGGCUGAUCGGAGGUUACUACAUCUAUCUACAACAAACACUGUCCUCCUUGAUCUUGUGGGUUUGGAUGGCCUACAAUAUCUAUUGCUGGAUGUGCGUUUACUCACAGUAUCAAAUCUUCGAGAAUCUUCAAUCACCAAACAUUGAGUUGCUGAUGCCCUAGAAGAAGGCGAUUACCUCCCUUUUUGGUAGCGUUUUUAGUAUAACACUGUAUUUCUCAGUUAUUCAUAGGUUUUAAUCCAGUCAUUCCAAGUAUCGUCUAGCAUUUGACUCGGUGCUUUUCACGCCACCGUUCUUCUCGACCAUCGGUAUAGCGAAUAUCAGGGCCGAAUCUCUAUUUACAUUCUUCAUAACUCGUAAGCACAUUUUAAAGCUUGCAAGAUAGUUUAGCAAAACCCAGACUGAUGAAAAUUCGUUCCGUCCCGUGGCGAAAAACCAUCUUUUACAAAUAAACACAUUUUUC